GUCAGAAGCUCACCGACCACUGUGAGGAGCGAACAAGAUGACCAAGAAGGAGAAGAAAGGAGGGAGCGCAGAUGAGUCCAGCAAAUGUGUGGCGCGUUUCUGGAAGGUGUUUCCUCACCUGACGCUGUGCGGCUCCUUGGUUCUGUACGCAACUCUCGGUGCGCUCGUCUUCCAGCACAUCGAGGGAGGCAGCCCCUCCAGAACCGAGUCGGACUACCAGAUGUUUCUGGGUCAGCUCGUCCACACGGUCCAGAACCACAGCAAAAACAGCUCGUUCACCCACGAAGGCAUCGUGGAGGAGGUGAAGAACGAGAUGAAGAACUUUAAGUCCGUCUGGUUCCAGGGUCCUCACCGAUGGGAUUUCUUUGGCUCCAUGUUCUUCUGCUGCACCGUUUUCACAACCGUUGGAUAUGGAGAGAUCUAUCCGGUUACCUUGACAGGUAAGGUGGUGUGUGUCAUCUACGCCAUGGUGGGCAUCCCUCUCAUGCUGCUGGUCAUCCUGGAUGUGGGGGACUUCCUCGCGGUGGUAAUGUUCAGCUCCUACAGUCAGAUCCAUAAACUCUACAAAGCUCUGCGCUCCAAAACAUGGUCACCAUGGCGCGCUCAGCAGAUGGAUUCACACCAUCGUACCCUAGAGGACGGCACCAUCGUUUUCAGCCAAGACAUUGUGGUCCACGAACCCCUGGACAUCCGGCAGGUGCUGCAGAGCCAGGCAGCUGUUCGACACAAGUCCAUCAGCCUCCAGAACAACAAAGAGAUCUUUGAAAAGAUUCUCGCUAGAGAGAAGCUGCUGAGGAAAGGCCCGUUGCUGCGCUGCCUGUCCUGCCCGGAGCUGGACCGCCUGCCCUCACCACCCAGUGGUUACACCAUAUGGGACUUCUCAGGGUUGGGGGAGGAGAUGGAGAUGCUGGAUGUUCCUCUGCUGCUCAUUCUUUUUGUAGUUUUUGCUUACAUUUGUUUGGGUGGGUGGAUUCUUCCGCUUUGGGAAACAGAGUUCAAAGGAUUUGAUUCCCACUACUUCUGCUUCAUUACGCUCACCACCAUAGGGUUUGGAGACAUCAUACCCCAACACCCGAAAUUCUUUAUGCUCACCUCCCUUUUCAUCAUCGUGGGCAUGGCCAUCAUGUCCAUGGCUUUCAAGCUGAGUCAGACGAGAAUCGUCAGCUGCUACAGAAAAUUCAUCAAGUUCAUCAGCAGAGGAAACGUUGAGACUCUGGAAAACGAAGAGAAGGACUGAGUGAGGGCAGGAUCUUCUGCAUCAGGGCCAAGUUCCACCGUCCCAAUAUGUUGUCCUAAGCAUGAGCAAACUAAAGAAAGUGCAUGUGCCAACACUUUUAUCCAGUCAGCGAAGGCCUCGUUCAGCCAGAACGUCUUAUUUUACUUCCGAAACAUUGGGAGAAUUGUUUUCUUGGAGGGGUUUUACAGGCGAUUCACUCGGUCUGGAAUGUAAUGCAUAUUUAUCAUGAAGUAUUGCGAAGGCUCAGGUUAUCUCGGUGUUUUUAGAGCUUCUCAGGCACAUUUCUGGAACUUUGACUUUGAUUCAGACAGUUCAGAGAAUCAGAAACUGAUUUGGUCACUUUGGGUCUGAAGGUGAAACAGAAACGCUCUCAGACCUUCCGACCGCUCCGGCUUUCAUAAGUUCUCUUUCUGACCAUUUAGCUUCCAGAACGAUGGGAUCCUGGUCCAGCUGUGGGAGUUAGGAUUAGGACUAGGCUUGAUUUCUGUUUCCGACACCAUGGAUUACCGGGCCAUUCCACUGCACACAUAAGCGACACGAAUCUUAGCACGCAGCAAUUCACCACCGUUAUAGUCAGUGGGUGCUGGUCCACCGACACCGAAUCGUUGCGUUUUGGACACCACCCAGGAGUGUAGUGUCAUCGCUGCGCCAAAUUUACACUUACAGUCUAUUUUUCAUCAUUUCAAACUCAGCAAUUCGGAACGUGCCACACAGGAAGUCUAACAAAAAAGCAGUGUAAAAUAUCCAGAAAUUUUCUAAAUAAAAGUCAUGUGCACAUUUCCAGUACACCUUUACUUGUGAAACCUCCGUAGCCGAGGUAAACACAACAGAAAAUGGAGCACAGACAGUUUAGGAUACAUGCUGACGUCUUUCUCCUUGCCUGCGAUUGCGUGAACUGCUGACAUCAUGCAGGAUCUUGCAGAUCUCAUGGGACCAGCUGUGUGGAACGCUUUCACUGCUGGUUUCCAUCUGAAAUGUAGUCGGUGGGCGAGGACGUGCUGCAGAGCUUGCAGGUAAAACGCGUCCUUUACAUCUCACACUGCUUAUUAGUUUAACCUAAAACACAAUAAAACAUUUAUAUGAUAUAGGCGUGUUCACUGUAUGCAUGGCGGACCAGGCUGGCUGGAGUAGAAAUGAUAAUAUUUAUGAUGAUAUACCAAAAUAAAUCCAUUAAACCUUUAUCAGUGACUGCAGCUUCCAGUAGCAGCCUUUAUUGUUGCGUUCCUCAUCUUUAAUUUUCUAUAUUUUAUUGUUUAUGAUGAGAGGAUGAAUCUUCGGCACAAUCCCAUAUCUCGCACUUCCACCCUUGCGCCCUUCAAUUGCGCGAUCCCGACCGGGGUGCGAGUGCAUAGGGUGUCCCGAUUCUCAAGUGUGGAAAUUGACCACGCCCCCUUUGCUCCCUUGAUCCGCACUUCACCCAAGUCAGAAUCGAUGCGGACUUGGGCCAAGGAUAUUACCCACAAUCCAUUGUUGCGUGAGGAAAGGCUCAAGUUCCUUUUCUGAAAAUAUCUAUUUCAAAUGAAAGUUGUUGAUUUUAGGACGAUUAGUUGGUGCUCUGAAUGUUUUAGACAAAGCAGCGAUGAAUGUAAGUUUAAUUCAAAUUAUUCUUUGGUUGUUUGUUUGAAAGUUGUUAAUAAAGGUUUUUUUAAAGUAUCUCAGUGACCAGCAUCCCGACAUGCAUUACAGUCGAUGACGUACUGCUCCCUGUCCCAGUUCAGCAAUUAUUGCACACUUGUACCACGCACUCGAAGCCUUACAGCACAUUUUCUCCAAGUGCACCUCACAGAAGGCCAUCGGGCACAGUCGAGUGUUGGGACUGGGCCUAUCGGAACGCGUGUUGUGAUGUCAUUUCAUCAAAUAUCGCACUUUUUUAAAAGCUUUUUUAUCGUUUCUAAUAACAUCAUUGUGGAGGAUCUAACAAGGCAAAUUUUAGGGGGUUUGUUUGUUUUCAGUAUUGAUAAAAUCCUUUUAUAUCUGGAACUGUUCAGUUUGGACCCAAUCUAACCAUUAAAUGCUAAGCUGGCUUGUCAUUCA
Molecule: messenger RNA, 3271 nt
Organism: Nothobranchius furzeri (turquoise killifish)
Lineage: Eukaryota; Metazoa; Chordata; Actinopteri; Cyprinodontiformes; Nothobranchiidae
Gene: kcnk18
Product: potassium channel, subfamily K, member 18
Biological process (GO): stabilization of membrane potential; potassium ion transmembrane transport
Cellular component (GO): plasma membrane
Molecular function (GO): potassium ion leak channel activity; outward rectifier potassium channel activity
Source: RefSeq, a predicted model, not a curated record